GCACAAACAGUCGGUAGGAUGUCUAAAGAGGGCCAACCACGUGAGCCAGAGCAGCUGCGGAAGCUCUUCAUUGGAGGGCUCAGCUUUGAAACCACAGAUGAUAGUUUGCGGGCGCAUUUUGAACAAUGGGGAACCCUAACAGAUUGUGUGGUGAUGAAAGACCCAAACACAAAACGAUCCAGGGGUUUUGGGUUUGUCACCUAUGCUGGUGUGACUGAAGUCGAUGCUGCUAUGGAUGCACGCCCCCACAAGGUCGAUGGUCGGCUUGUAGAGCCCAAACGAGCCGUGUCUCGAGAGGACUCCAACAAGCCAUUUGCUCACACAACUGUGAAAAAGAUCUUUGUGGGUGGCAUUAAGGAUGACACUGAGGAGGACCAUCUUCGUGGCUACUUCGAUGUGUUUGGAAAGAUUGAAGCCGUUGAGAUAAUGGUCGACCACAAGACCGGAAACAAAAGGGGCUUUGCCUUUGUUACGUUUGAUGACCAUGAUUCUGUUGAUCGUAUUGUCAUUCAAAAAUACCACACUGUGAAUGGGCACAACUGUGAAGUCAGAAAAGCUCUUUCUAAACAAGAAAUGCAAAACACUGGGAUGAACAUGAGAGGCCGUGGUGGUGGUGGUGGUGGAGGUGGCGGCGGCGGCAGCAACGGUGGAGGUGGAAACUUCAACAGAUAUGGCAAUAAUGGUGGCUACAACAAUGACUUUGGAGGCGGUGGUGGGGGCGGUGGCAACCGCGAUGGAUACUUCGGAAGAGGAGGUAGAGGAGGUAAUGGUGGAGGAGGUGGUUAUGGAGGGGACUGCUACAACAAUGGAUUUGGUGGAGAUGGUGGUUAUGGAGGUGGUGGAGGCGGCGGCAGCGGUCCUGGUAACUAUGGUGGAAAUCGUGGAUAUGGAGGUGGUGGAGGAGGACAAGGUUAUGGCAACCAGGGCGGAGGUUAUGGUGGCGGUGGAAACAGCAGUGGUGGAUAUAAUGACAAUUACAACAAUGGCAAUGGAAACUUUGGAGGUGGUAACUUUGGUGGCGGCGGCAGCGGCGGUGGCGCCAGCAGUGGAGGCGGUAACUACAGUGACUUCGGCAGCUAUAACAACCAGCAGUCCAAUUAUGGUCCCAUGAAAGGGAACUUUGGAGGUGGUGGUGGUAGUAGUGGCAGCAGCAGCGGAGGAGGGAGGAACAGUGGCCCAUAUGGUGGUGGCUAUGGAGGUGGAUCCAGUGGUGGUGGUGGAUAUGGUGGUGGCUCUGGUGGUAGACGGUUUUAAGCUCAGAAGAGGACUGAGUGCUUUAGGAGAGGACAGCAAGAGAAGUGACAGGGCAGAUGCAGGUUUACAUCCCUAGAUCUGCUCAGCCAAACAGGUUUGGCAGAUUUACAGCUGCCACCAGAAGAAGUGUACAGUAGCGCUAUCGUGUGUGGGACAUCAUGAAUUUGUCAUCAUGCAAACUUAUUUUAUAUUGUCUAUUGAGGAAAAAGCAUUCCAAUGAGGUUUUAUGUAGAAUUACUUUCAGUCGUUAUGGUUUUUAUUUUAUGUAACCAAUCAAGGUGAAAUAAAACAUAAUUUUUGUUUUUUUUAAAAGA
Rhinichthys klamathensis goyatoka is the source of this 1568-nucleotide messenger RNA. RefSeq names its product heterogeneous nuclear ribonucleoprotein A1b (gene hnrnpa1b). The coding region runs from base 19 to 1254 and encodes 411 amino acids. NCBI's taxonomy places the organism in Eukaryota, Metazoa, Chordata, Actinopteri, Cypriniformes, Leuciscidae. The transcript has 12 exons. Gene Ontology annotation, molecular function: RNA binding. The record is from RefSeq and is a predicted model, not a curated record.